Messenger RNA from Mobula hypostoma (lesser devil ray), 7326 nucleotides. RefSeq names its product ATPase phospholipid transporting 11B (gene atp11b). The transcript is spliced from 31 exons. Bases 155 to 3544 code for a protein of 1129 amino acids. Gene Ontology annotation, cellular component: plasma membrane; recycling endosome; endoplasmic reticulum. Gene Ontology annotation, biological process: phospholipid translocation. The record is from RefSeq and is a predicted model, not a curated record. NCBI's taxonomy places the organism in Eukaryota, Metazoa, Chordata, Chondrichthyes, Myliobatiformes, Myliobatidae. Gene Ontology annotation, molecular function: ATPase-coupled intramembrane lipid carrier activity; ATP hydrolysis activity; ATP binding.
CCAGGCCGGGCUGGGCGCGUUGAUGAUGUGGGAAGAGACUGGCGUCGGGCUGCAGGCUGUAUACGCGGGUUAAAGUGCGGGUUUGUCGUCGAGGAAAGUAAACCGGUGGAGUUGGUCGGUGGCACGGUGUCUCCUGCCGGCUUUAUGUUGAGCCAUGAUUCGCUGGAUACGGCAGCAGCUGGGAUUUGACCCACCACAUCAGAGUCCCACAAGGACAAUAUAUGUUUCCAAUCACUUCCCUCAGCACACUCAUUUUGUUCACCAGAAGUUUCCAGACAACAAGAUAAUAUCAUCCAAGUACACAAUUUGGAAUUUUAUCCCUAAAAAUUUAUUUGAACAAUUCAGAAGAAUAGCCAAUUUCUACUUUCUUGUAAUUUUUCUUGUACAAUUAAUGAUAGAUACUCCAACAAGUCCCUUCACCAGUGGUCUGCCAUUGUUCUUUGUAAUUACAGUAACUGCAAUUAAACAGGGUUAUGAAGAUUGGUUACGGCAUAAAGCAGACAAUGAAGUAAAUAACACCCCUGUGUAUGUAAUUCGGAGUGGUAGACUUGUCCAGACAAGAUCACAAAACAUAAGGGUUGGUGAUAUCGUCAAAAUAGAAAAAGAUCAAACCUUUCCAACAGAUUUAGUGCUGCUGUCAUCUGACCGAGCAAAUGGGACAUGCUACGUCACUACAGCAAGUUUGGAUGGAGAAACUAAUCUGAAGACCCAUCGUGCAAUUCCAGAAAUAGCAAAGUUGCAGUCGGUUUUUCAACUGGACCAACUGAGGGCUGUUAUAACCUGUCACCAACCUGAGCCAGAUUUAUAUAGAUUUGUUGGUCAGAUAUUAAUAAAAGGAACACAAGGUGACAUAGUGAGGCCUCUGGGACCAGAAAACCUUCUACUUAAAGGAGCAAGUUUGAAAAAUACCAGCCAAGUUUUUGGUGUGGCUGUUUACACAGGAAUGGAUGCUAAAAUAGCGUUGAAUUACAAGAGUAAAUCACAAAAACGUUCCUCUGUGGAAAAGUCCAUGAACACCUUUCUUAUAGUCUUCCUGGGAAUUCUUGUGAUUGAAGCAGUUAUCAGCACUAUCUUGAAAUAUAGUUUGUUGUAUGAAUCACCAUAUAAUGAAAGAACUGUACAGGAAAAAAACAGCAGCAAAAUUUUGACAGGGAUAUCUGAUUUCUUGGCUUUCAUGGUGCUAUACAAUUACAUCAUUCCAAUCUCACUUUAUGUUACCGUUGAGAUGCAAAAAUUCUUGGGAUCCUUUUUCAUUGUGUGGGAUCUUGAUUUAUACCAUGAAUUUUCCGGUCAGCGGGCACAGGUUAAUACCUCUGACCUUAAUGAAGAACUUGGACAGGUGGAGUAUGUAUUGACAGACAAAACUGGAACACUGACUGAAAAUGAAAUGAAAUUCAGGGAAUGCUCUAUUAAUGGCAUUAAGUACAAAUAUAUGAAUGGCAGUUUGGUCCCUGAAGGAGUGACUGGAGAAAUUAACAGACAAACUUUUACUAAUGAAGAGGUGCUAUUCUUGAAGGCAAUAUCCCUGUGCCACACAGUGCAUAUUAGUGACUUGGAAGAGAUGCACAGAUCUACUUCAAAGCGUGUUGUUACUGAUUUAUCCAAAAUACAAUACUAUGCUGCCUCACCAGAUGAGAAGGCUUUGGUGGAAGCUGCCAGAAGGAUCGGAGUUGCAUUUGCAGGAUCUGAUGACAAUAGUGUAAUACUUAGCACAUUUGGAAAGACUGAAAGAUACAAACUACUUGAUGUUUUAGAGUUUGAUGCAGAUCGCAGGCGAAUGAGUGUGAUUGUUGAAUCACCAGAAGGAAAACUGGUAAUGUUCACUAAAGGGGCAGAAUCCUCCAUCAUUCCGUUAGUAAAAUCAGGGGCAGUAUCUGUGAUGAAUGCACAUGUGGAUGAACUUGCUAUGAAAGGAUUACGAACGCUCUGUAUAGCCUGCAAAUUUCUAUCCAAGCAACAGUAUAAAGAAAUAGAAUCUCAGCUGCUCGCAGCCAGGACAUCUCUGCACCAUCGUGAGCAAGUUGUAGCAGAUACUUUCAAUAUUAUUGAGAAAGACCUCCACCUGCUGGGAAUUUCUGGAAUAGAGGACAAGUUGCAAGACAAAGUACCUGAAACAAUUGAGGCUCUUAAAUUAGCAGGCAUCAAAGUGUGGGUUCUUACAGGUGAUAAACAAGAAACUGCAAUUAGUGUGUGUUUAUCCAGUGGGCACUUUCACAAGACAAUGAAUAUUUUGGAGCUUACUAAUCAGAAAUCUGACAUUGAAUGUGCUGAGCAGCUUCGCAGGCUUGUUAUCAGAGUGAAACAUGAUCACGUGGUGCAACAUGGCUUAGUUGUAGAUGGAAGCAGCCUUUCACUUGCACUCAGAGGACAUGAAGAUUUGUUCAUGGAAAUUAGCAAAAGCUGCAGUGCUGUGUUAUGUUGUCGAAUGGCACCACUACAAAAAGCAAAAGUAGUCAGACUUUUGAAAACGUUGCCAACCAAGCCAAUUACUUUGGCAAUUGGUGAUGGUGCAAAUGAUGUCAGCAUGAUACUGGAAGCAAAUAUUGGUAUAGGAAUCAUGGGUAAAGAAGGCCGACAAGCAGUGAGAAACAGUGAUUAUGCCAUAGCAAGAUUCUGCUUCCUCACUAAAUUACUUUUUGUCCAUGGUCAUUUCUAUUAUAUUAGAAUAUCACAUCUUGUACAAUACUUUUUUUAUAAGAAUGUCUGUUUUAUCACGCCUCAGUUUUUAUACCAGUUCUUCUGUAUGUUUUCACAACAGACGUUGUAUGACGGUGCUUAUUUGACGUUGUACAACAUUUGCUUCACUUCCUUACCCAUCCUCAUGUACAGUUUGUUUGAACAAGAUGUGCAUCCUCGGGUACUACAGAGCAAGCCAUCAUUGUACAAGGAGAUUAGCAAAAAUGAGGUUUUGUCUCUGAGAAGAUUUCUGUAUUGGACUCUACUAGGAUUUUGUCAUGCCUUUAUAUUUUUCUUCGGUGCUUAUCUUCUGAGGGGAAGAGAAGAUAUCUCCAUGAUGGGAAAUGGUCAGAUGUUUGGAAAUUGGGCAUUUGGCUUUCUCGUCUUCACAGUUAUGUUUAUAACUGUUACAUUAAAGCUUGGAGUAGAGACUCAUUACUGGACCUGGAUAAACCAUUUUGUUGUGUGGGGUUCAAUAAUUUUUUACUUUGUGUUCUCUUUGGUUUAUGGAGCAGCACUUUGGCCAUUUUUGCAAUUACAAAGCAUGUAUGCAGUCUUCAGUCAUUUGUUGUCCAGUGCUUCAGUCUGGCUUGGCAUUAUCGUCAUAGUAGUUACCUGUUUGUUUCCUGAUGUCCUAAGGAAAGUAUUUUGGAGACAUACACGACCUACUUUGGCACAAAGAUCACAGAUGUACAACAACAAAAUUGCUUUAGGGGAUGACAGAAUCGCUCUACAGCCAUUGGCAAGGGCCAGGAAUCAACUGAGCAAGAUUAGUUCUUGGAGACCAAAUCUGGUGUCACCUGCAUGGAAUCACUUUGCUGUUACUCAAGCGGAGAAACAGGAUGUUCACCUUUUAGAAGAGUAUUAGACCAAAUAAUGGGAAGAUGCAAUUCCUUGCGAGUCAACAGAUCUUGGAGUGACUUGGAUCCCUACUGCACGAAUGACACAACCAUUUUGGCACUCUCGUCAAUGGAUGGCCCUUCACAUGCAUCAAGGAUUUAAUGGUUGAGUGAAGGCAUGGUGGAUGCUAUGUCUUUCUAGAGUUUUUGAUUUUCAGUUCCAAUUUUUACCUCUGAGUCAAAGGGGAGAAUAAAAAUAUUUAUGUGAAUAUCUGCCCUUGGCCACCAUACAUUUAUGUUUAUUUGCAUGAAUGCCCUAUUUUCACUCAAAUAAGGUACGGCAUUUUAGAAGAAGCAAGGACCCUAAUGACAAUAAAGAUUGUAAUUUAUUUGUAAAUAGUUGUAACUUACCAUAUUUUCCUCUUUUUACAAAUGAUCUAUUUCUGAAGCUAUAUUUUUCUAUUUUUGCUUUCUCAGACAGAGAAUGGGAUAACAACUUUCAUAUGGUACAUCCACUUUUGGACUCGAUCUGCACUAAUGUUAAAUUAAUUUUUUUGACAUGCAAGGUAGCUAUUUAGACAAACAAGUAACUUCAAGGAAAUGGAAUUUCAUGCAUCUGACAUUCUUGUAAACCUCAAUCUGGUAGUACCUUCUCCAUUCUAAUUGCUCUCCCUGUUGCAUAUCGCAGUCAGUAAUUAACUGAAUGGUUAACCCAUGUUUUGCGAUGGAGAUGUAUUAGGAGGCAACACAGUGGUACAGUAAAAGAAAAAGGUGACAUCUUGCAAUAUAUUUUUAAGAGAUGUUGAUCAACUUUUUAAAUUUAAAAGUUUUUUUUAAAAAUGGGCUUUUCAAAACUGGACAUGUAAGUGAUGGCCGGGAAGUUGCAAUUCGGGAAGAAGUUAAAAUGAAUGAAUGGAAAAUCAGAAUGGUGACUGUAGAAGUGAUCUGUCAGAUAGCUCUGGAGUUUGCCUAAGCUUCAAGUACUUGGUGAUUGCAUUCUAUGGGAGAUUUGGAUACGUUAAAGUACAGGGACAGAUUAGGAAACUAAUUCACUAUUUGGAUUUCUAAGUGUUGGUUCAAGUUACUAAGGGUAAGAGGUGUAUCUUCUGAGUUUCUUCUGGUUAGAAUAUUUUAGCCUCUGAAACUUGUUCUCUGCUCUUAUAUAGAAUAUAAAUUUCUAGAUAAAUCAACCCUUAGUCAUCUACAAACAUCAGUUUAAUUUUUGCAUCACACAGAUUUCAGUGAUUUUUAUAUAAGAUUACAUUACUUGUAUAAACAAGUUAGUAUUGCCAACUGUAAUGAAUGCAAUUGCAUGUCUCAAACUUGGCAAUUGCCAAGCUAAUUUGUAAACAAUGUAUAUCUGUUUUUGGAGAACAGUGUACAGUAUUGCUCAAACUAAGUAAUGAACACCAGCUAUACUGAACUAUUGUCACAGCAAGUAAUUGGUAUUCAAAAAAAGGCAUAUUAUUCUCCAAGUAAUGUAUAUUGAUAAAAUGAAAUUCCAUUCUCAUUUGGUUUAUCACUUGAGUUUCUCUGCAGGGGUUCAAACUUUAUACAGGUUGAGUAUCCCUUAAUGAAAAUGUGUGCACAGGACAACAAAAGCAGCACUGGGAGAAUACCGGAUUCAACUGUUGAACAACUACAGACAACCCAGACUUUGUCUCCAGCUACGUUGCCAUGUUUUGAUUAAAAGGUUACAGCACACUAUAUUUGUAUUUUACUUUUUUUUCUUGUAAGGUUUAAAGACAAUCAGCAUUGUAGACUUGUUCUGGUGUUAGAUUUUCAUCAGCAAUGAUCUUCACAACCAUAUCAAUGAAUUUCUCUGCUGCUUCAUGAUCAGCAGACUUUAAAAUAGUUUAAAAUCUUUGAAAAUUUAAUGCUGUGCCUUUUCUCAAAUUUCUACAACCAGCCUGCUGAAUAUUCACAAUUACCUUCAAUUUUCAGUUUGUUGUGAUAGAUCUUUGCUCAUUUCAUGAUUGGCAUACUGUUAAGUGGCAUACGUUCAGUCCGACACUGACGACCAUUCUUUCAGUACACAGUUGAGAUAUUCAUUUUUCACUUUGGUGUUUUUUCUAAUUUUUGUUAACUUCUGUUCAUUAUAUUUGUGAGGUCACUUCUCAGAACUGUCGGUGGUGAACAGAGAGCUGUGCAUCAUGUCAGCAUUCAAAACAACUUCCCGAAUUCGAACAAAGGGUACACAACCUGGAAUUACAUUUCCCAGUUAUUUAAUUUUAAUGUUUCCAACUUUUGUGAAAUCAGUUUAAAAAAAAGGUAAUUUAACACAAGUAGGGUUGCACAUAUCCCUUGGUUAACAGAUAGUUAUGUUACAGAUAAUUCACAUAGUAUUGUAUAUACUCUGAUUAAUCACAUCUCAGUUCAUGCUACUGCACAUAUUCACCAGUUGAAAGACAUUUUUACAGUUUAUACUUCCAUGGGAACUGGUUUGAAUAUAAUUCCAGAAUAAAAGGAAGCAAAAUACUAUUAAUUGAGUACAGGAUGUAUCACAUUUAAUUGCAAACAAGAGAAAAUCUGUAGAUGCUGGAAAACCAAGCAACGCACAAAAUACUGGAGGAACUCAGGCCAGACGCAGCAUCUAGGAAGACCCUUUGGCAGCACUAGAAAAUAUUGACUGUUUACUCCACCCUCUUCUUCUCUCUUCCCCCCCCCCCAAAGUUUCACUUAUAUCACCUUAUACUUCUCCCUCCCCUCCAUCUACCUCCCAACUCUGACUCCAUCUUUUUCUCUCCAGUCCUGCUGAAGGUUCUUGGCCUGAAAUGUUGACUGUACUCUUUUCCAUAAAUGCUGCCUGGCCUGCUAUGUUCCUCCAGCAUUUGGUGUGUAUUGCUCAUAUUUAACUGGAAUGUUUUGUCUGACAACAUUCACUGGUGUGGGGGGAGGGGUUGAAAUGCUGGGGAAAGCCUUAUUACCUAUUAAUGAAUGAUUUUUUAGCUGUAUCCUUGCUUCCUGAAACUACUUACUCAGUUUGGACUAUCCAUUUUGAGUAAACUGUCCCAAGUUCUACUCAGUCAAACAAACAGGAGAUGCUUUAAAAAAAACAAUGAAGAGCAGUUACCUAAUGUCAAUGUAAAGCCAGAAACCAUUUUCCACAAUACAGUAUCCAUUUAUCCAUUCUCGAAGAAAGUUCAAAAUCAUGGAUGCUCACCCAAUGUGGGAAAAGGAGAAGUUACGAUUCCACAAAACAAGUUAGAUUUGGAUCUAUUGCUGGCCUUGCAUGGAUUUCAAUGCUGAAAUUAAUUUUAUACCAAAAAUUGACAUUUAUACCUUUUUUAAACAUACAAUGAUUUGAGAUGUGGAUUGAGUAAAUCUGAACAACAUGCCUUUUAAGUGAGAUUUAAGAGAAAGAGUAUAUUUAAAUACAACAAAUCAAAGCUUUAAAGGCUUUUGUACACCUCAAUCCUGACCUUUUUUUCAGUCUGUUGUAAGCUCUUGUAUUAUAGAAACAUAAACAGAGCUUGGUUCGAAGUAAUUUUUUGCUAUAUUGACAAAUAAUUACAUGUGGAGGUUGUAGGAACUUCAAAGCACCUUGUUUGUGACAGUUGAUAAUUUUGGCUUAUAAGUGAUGCAGAUACUUCUGGUACAAUUCACUGAGUAAUAAAAAGUGUGGAUUUUGGGCACUAGUCAACAUUUUGUGGAGUUGCAUUAUUUUAAAAUUAAAAUUGUUACUUUGAGUUGUCUGAAGCUAUUCUACAGUGGUGGAACUUUGUCUACAACAGUUACAUUCAUAUUUAUCAAUAAAGAGAAGAAAAUAGUUAUGUUUUUCCUUAUUUUUGGACUCAAAAUACCUUAAGUU